AACACUGGCUUCAAUCAAUGCCGCUAGCUAGCAUAGCUGGGGACGAGCUAGCUAUUUAGCUGUUUAUGUACGUAUUUGUUGUUUCUUGUGUUUUAACUGUCUUUGGCAUGUCUCACAUGUUAUUGAUGAAUGUCUACGGUGUGAGUGAGCGAGGGAGGAGGGUUUAAGUCCGUGUUUUUGUGGUUGGGUUGACACUGAAGGAGAUGAUGUGCAAUGGAAUGAUAAAGCCAGUAUCAAAAACCUUUUUGGUCCAGACUUCAGCUGUCAAACUGUCCUUCUUCCAGUUGAUGUUAUUGGCUCUACUGUCCACUGGACACGGUUUAGGAUGUGUGAGGCCGUACAUGGUCCAAAACAGCUGGGUAAACCUCACAGAGACAAACAGGGGCUUGUUCCCUGUCGGUGCAAUAUUGCAGUAUAGCUGUGAUCCUGGUUACCUGCCAGAUGGACCCAGCAUCCUCACCUGCACCACUCUGGGACGCUGGUCCUCUGAGCCACCUCGCUGCAUACGCAGUGGUGCAUGUCUACCCCUGUCCGAACCAGAGAACGGUGGCUUCACCUGUCAACCCCACUCCCCCUGUCUGAAUGUUUGCGCACGGCCUGUCAUUGAAUUCUUCUGUAAUGAGGGCUUCAUACUGAAAGGAGACUACAACUACCUGACCUGUCAGGAGGGACAGUGGGAUGGGCCGACGCAGAUUCAGUUGUGUCAGCCAGGAUGUGUGAGGCCUUUCAUGGUGCAACACGGCUCAACUAACCUGACAGAGACCAACAGGGGUUCUUUCCCUGUGGACACAGUUCUGCAGUACAGGUGUGACCCCGGUUACUUAGCAGACGGACCCACCAUCCUGAUCUGCACAUCACUGGGACACUGGUCAUCUGAACCACCUCGCUGCAUACGCAGUGACGUAUGCCAGCCUCCAUAUCAGCCACAGAACGGCGGCUACACCUGCCAUCCAGAUCCAUGCCGCCCACUUUCUCAUGGCACCGUGGUUGAGUAUUUCUGCAAUGAAGGCUUCAUUCUAAAGGGAGACUAUAAAUACCUGACUUGUCAGUACGGCGAGUGGGACAGUUUGAUGCAGAUCAGCUGCAUCAUGGAGCAAGACCGUAAUCCAACUUUACCAUUGGGGAUGCCCGCCUUGUCAAUUGUGGCAACAACAGCCAGCUCGGUAGCCCUCAUCCUGCUCCUGGUGGUGCUGUUUGUUCUUCUGCAGCCAAAACUCAAGUCCUUCCAUCGCCGUGAUCAGACGGUGUCCGGCCAGCCGGUGUCCAUCAUGGUUGAAGGGGUCCAGGUGACUCUGCCCUCUUACGAGGAGGCUGUGGGCGGCGGGAGUUUGGUGGCAGCUCCCAGCUCAGAGUCUCGUGUCCAGGUAGUGCUGUCUGAGGGUCAGCACGCCACAGCGCCAGAGGCUGGACCUCGGCCUUCCUCCCUCAAACACCAGCACUCAGAAACUGCUGUAGUUCACCCUGUGCCCACCAUCCUUGUCCUCCCUCAUCACCCUCCCCCUCAUCCUCCAGCUGGGUUUCUGGAGCAUAAGGGUGCUGCAGCUGCUCAGCCAUCAGAGAGAAGGUCCUCAGCAGGCAGCGACCAGCACUGCCUGACCCUGCUCGACUCUGAGAUGGAGUACUCCGACGAUAUGCCAUUACUUAAGGAGGCUUGAGCCGCGCUGCAGCCUUUGGAUUAACUGGAGACCCACCGGCAUUGUUACUGACCAUUCAUGGUUAGCAGGACGCCUUCAGGUCACCGCAGACGAGCCCAAAUAAAGAGGCGCUGAGUGAAGAUGUAAGUCACUCAGUGGAGUUCCUCUGACCGUUCCAAAGGAGAACAGAAAUUCAUGUGUACAUACAUGCUGGCAUUUUUAUGGGAAUUCUUCCACCAUGUCUGUGUAACGUACAUCAAAUUUUUAAGUGUUAAAAAAAUGUAACAGAAACAUGCACAUCUGAAAGAAUGUGUCUUAGGGGUUGUUGAGUUAAAAAAAAAAUCAUGUAAUGAUCAAUCCAGCAUGCUUAUGUUGGAGCUCCUGAUCUCCUCACGGUGUUGUACUUCAUCACAUAUGGCUUUGUUAAGACACAUUAGCAAAACCCCACGCCAGUCAAGUCCUGCCCACUUAAAUCUUUUUCCCCUGUCGUUUUUAACACAGUAUGUCAUCCACAUCACUCAGUAAGGCUGUUUGUCAACGUAUAAUUUGAUUGUUGGAUCCUUAUUGGCUCGCAGGCUCGCAACCUAUCGUUUGGACCUCGCGCUCGCCAAAUUCCAUCUUUUCAAAGAAUUGCUUCUCCAGCUGUAUUCUUGUCAUGCCCUUACCCCAAUGGCCUUAGCUUUCCACUUCUAUGCACACAUAUCUACAGUAUGUAAAAUAAGCAAUUUUAAAAGUGAAUGUCGGUUUGAUGCCUCCACUGCUUAAUGACAUUAUGUGUGGCUUUGUCAGUCACUCUCACCUGAAAAUAUUAUACUCUUAUUCAGGCUGCUUGGGAAUUUCCUGUUUUAAGUCUAGAUGGGAGAAUUAAACUUAAACUGCAUAUUUAAUUUAUUUGUGUCCACAGUGCUGUUGAUCAGCCACUGCUUCUUUUGUUCCUCCCACACUUCUUGGGAUCUGUACAAAGGAGAAAACAAAUCUUUUCACUUUGCUGCUUCUGUUUGAAUCCUGCUGGCACAUUUUAUGUGACACUAAAUGUUGUUGGGUAAAUCCGACUUGAAAAUAGUUCAUGUACAGCUUAGUGUUACAUCAGUGUUCACUUUAUUUGAGUAUUCUUUUUGUCUGAACUGAGGUUUUUUUUUUUUGUGAAAAUAGUAUUUUAAUAUAUGUGAUACUUUUAAGUUAAAUUGACUGUAUAUACCAUAUGCUAAUUUUGAUUAAAUAUUAUUUGAGGUGU
Molecule: messenger RNA, 2868 nt
Organism: Thalassophryne amazonica
Lineage: Eukaryota; Metazoa; Chordata; Actinopteri; Batrachoidiformes; Batrachoididae
Product: sushi domain-containing protein 6-like
Source: RefSeq, a predicted model, not a curated record